Pimephales promelas (fathead minnow) is the source of this 4600-nucleotide messenger RNA. NCBI's taxonomy places the organism in Eukaryota, Metazoa, Chordata, Actinopteri, Cypriniformes, Leuciscidae. The record is from RefSeq and is a predicted model, not a curated record.
AGAGUGACGACAGGGCUCUAAACUUUCACACACCGGUGAUACUUUAAUUCAUCCGUCUUCAUCUAGAAAGAUAUGUCAGUGUCCUUAAGAGUACAAAAAUUUUUUUGUUAUCAUUCAUAAUAGUGUUAGAUUUCGCUGACGAGAACGCGUCUCUUGGUUUUAAAGCUUUUUGUUUGUUUGUUUCAAGUGCGGAGAUUUAGGAUAGCCACACGUUAAAUGGACGCAUGCGGGUCGCGUUUAUAUACGGGAGUGUAAUAAACAACUUUUCAGUGUUGGGAAGAAAACGAAGAAUUAGCUUUCUGCUUCUUUUUGGACAUUCGUUGGCUUUUGUGUGGACGGAUUCCAGUGGACGGAAAAACUUCCACCCAAGUUUUCCUGCUGUUGGUCGUCGUGUGAUCCAGCAGGUGGAGAAACACGAGCCGCUGUUUCAUCAGGGAGAAAAACACUGGAAUCGAAUUAAAAAUAAAUCCGUUUUCUUCUGAAACUCCCUCAGGAUUUAAUUUCACGACUUGGUGGCUUAAAUAAGCAACUACCCAGAACUGGUGCUGAGGAGUUUGGCUGCUGGUUGUCAUGGCGUCGUCCUCGGUGAAGGUGGCGGUGCGCGUGCGGCCUUUCAACAGCCGAGAGACAAACCGAGGAGCCAAGUGUGUGAUCCAGAUGCAGGACAAGAGCACCUGUAUUACUAAUCCCAAACAACCCAAGGAUUUGCCCAAGAACUUCACGUUUGAUUAUUCAUACUGGUCACACAGCUCAGAAGAAGACCCAUCCUUUGCAUCUCAGAAGAAGGUCUAUCAGGACAUCGGCGAGGAGAUGCUGCUUCAUGCUUUCGAGGGCUAUAACGUGUGCAUCUUUGCUUAUGGACAGACCGGAGCAGGGAAGUCAUACACAAUGAUGGGAAAACAAGAUCCGGGGCAGCAAGGCAUCAUACCACAGAUGUGUGAGGAUUUGUUCAGACAAACAGCAAAUAACACUGACCCCGACCUGUCCUUCUCUGUAGAGGUUUCAUAUAUGGAGAUUUACUGCGAGCGGGUUCGGGACUUGUUGAACCCAAAAAGCAGAGGGUCCUUGAGGGUCCGAGAGCAUCCUAUAAUGGGCCCUUACGUAGAAGACCUCUCCAAAAUGGCGGUUACAAACUACAGCGAUAUCGCAGAUCUCAUGGACACUGGCAACAAAGCCAGGACGGUUGCUGCUACCAAUAUGAACGAGACCAGCAGUCGCUCGCACGCGGUCUUCACCAUCCUCUUCACACAGCGUCGACACGACCACAUGACCAGCCUGGACACUGAGAAGGUGAGCAAGAUCAGCCUGGUUGAUCUGGCAGGAAGUGAGAGAGCAGACUCAUCUGGAGCCAAAGGCUUGAGGUUGAAGGAGGGAGCCAAUAUUAACAAAUCUCUGACAACACUGGGUAAAGUCAUCUCAGCACUGGCAGACAUGCACGGCACAAAGAAGAGACGCUCUGAUUUCAUUCCCUACAGGGAUUCUGUGCUCACGUGGUUAUUGAGAGAAAAUCUAGGUGGAAACUCUCGCACGGCCAUGAUUGCUGCUCUGAGCCCUGCAGAUAUUAAUUAUGAAGAAACACUCAGCACUCUCAGGUAUGCAGACAGAGCGAAGCAGAUAAAGUGCAAUGCUGUGAUAAAUGAGGAUCCGAACGCACGUCUCGUCCGGGAACUCAAAGACGAGGUCAACAGACUCAAAGAGCUCCUGCUGUCUCAGGGACUCAGCAACCUCAUCACUGCCUCAGGGUCUGAAACGGGCCGCCCGUCUUUGGGAGUUGCAUCAAGUGAGCUCUGUCAGCCGUCGCUCUCAUAUGUACAGUCUACCUCUGAUGCACCGAUGGAGGGUGAGACGCCCGCUAGUCCAACUGAGCACAUCAGCCAAGAGGAGGCUGUGGAGAGACUCAAGGAAACCGAGAAGAUAAUUGCAGAGCUGAAUGAAACAUGGGAAGAGAAACUCAGGAAAACCGAGUCGAUACGACAAGACAGGGAGUCACUGCUGGCUGAGAUGGGUGUGUCUGUGAAAGAGGAUGGAGGUACAGUGGGUGUUUUCUCACCCAAAAAAACGCCCAACCUGGUGAAUCUGAACGAGGAUCCUCUGAUGUCAGAGUGUCUGAUCUAUUAUAUUAAAGAUGGAGUCACUAGAGUUGGUCAGGAGGAUGUGGACAUUCGUCUCAGUGGUCAGUUUAUAAAGGAGCUGCAUUGCGUCUUCUGCAGUGAAGUCAAUGAAAAUAACGAGGUGGUGGUGACUUUGGAGCCGUUAGUUGGAGCAGAAACAUACGUCAAUGGCAAACGCAUCAAUGACGGUGUUGUACUCAAACAAGGUAACCGUAUAGUGAUGGGGAAGAACCAUGUGUUCAGGUUUAACCACCCUGAGCAGGCCCGCCUGGAGAGAGAGCGCAGUGCCACACAGGAACAGCAGGGGGAGCCAGUGGACUGGAGCUACGCACAGGAAGAACUGCUGGAGAAACAAGGCAUUGACAUAAAGCAGGAGAUGGAGAAGAGACUGCAGGAUCUGGAGAAUCAGUACCGCAAAGAGAAGGAAGAGGCCGACCAGAUACUGGAACAGCAGAGACUAUAUGCAGACUCCGACAGCGGCGAUGACUCCGAUAAGAGGUCCUGUGAGGAGAGCUGGAGGCUCAUCUCUUCUCUCAGAGAGAAACUGCCUGCUAACAAGAUGCAGUCUAUCGUGAAGAAGUGUGGUUUGCCCAGCAGUGGGAAGAGGAGGGAGCCGCUGCGUGUGUAUCAGAUCCCACAGCGCCGACGCAUACCCGGCUCCCAGGAGCCCAAACACAGACUCAGCCUGGAAGAGCUUCGCACACAGGCUGUUAAAGAGAUCUGCUAUGAGGUGGCGCUUGGAGACUUUCGGCACACACGGCAAGAGAUCGAGGCCUUGGCCAUUGUCAGGAUGAAGGAGCUUUGUCGGACAUACGGGCAAAAAGACCCUCAGGAGCGAGAGACUUGGAAAAGUGUGGCGAAGGACGUAUGCGAGACUGUGGGCAUCGGAGAAGAGGAGGGAGACCGGGAGGAAAGAACAACAGCAGGAGGAGGAGGGAACGAGGGAGGAAAGACCGAUAUGGGAGAUCUCAAGGCUCAUAUUGACAAGUUGACUGAUAUACUGCAGGAAGUGAAGAUACAGAAUAAUAUGAAGGAUGAGGAGAUACGAUCGCUAAGGGAUCGCAUGGUGAAGAUGGAGAAAAUAUUCCCUGUCGAAGUUCAGGGAGACGAUGAGGACGUUGAAAUUGACGGGGCCAGAGAUGAUAAACCGGCAGCACAAGUCCACCGACGCGAUGAGGAUUCUGGGUACCGGCGGGGUCGUCAUCGUUGGCAGUACCCGGAGAAGUACCACGACCCUAAACGCCGCAGAGGAACCAACAAUCAGCCGAACAGCGUCCUCUACACCGCUCCCUCGGGACACUCUCAGAACAACCCGUUUAGUACAGCAUCAUCUCGGUUCUCAAAUCCAUCCUUCAAUCCUCAAAGCUCUCGCAACCCCAACGGGCCUUUCAUGCCAGGCACCGGACGCUUUUUGCCGCCUCAAGAGAGAAAGCUACAGUUCCCGUUUAAGAAUAAUCCCCAGCACAGAGGCUUCUUCUGGGGACCGUCUGCACACCAAGAAGGUGGACAGGACCCAUCGGCUCAGUCUACCACUGAUUUGGUUCAUACCUUCCAAUCUUCUCCCGUACCAAACAAGGGCCAAUGGCAACACAAUCAUCAUCAACAACAACGGCGCAAUCAGGGGAACUGGGGUAACAGGCAACGGCCACGAAACAGGGGACGCAAUCCAUUCGAUGGAUAUUUAACCAACGAGCAGGCUGGGAACGCUGAGCGGAGAGACGGUGGGCAGCACAAGCAAGGUAGAGCACGUUACACCUGGUACAAUCCCAAUUUUGCUUCAGAUCAGUCUGUUGGAGAUGGAUUCCAGCACUAUAACUACAACCAAAGCAGACAAGGUCUUUACAAACACCCCAACCACUACCAGCACCCUCAUACGCAGGACAACCCUCCAGAGAUGACCCGAUUUAGGUCUGAAGCCAAUCCCAAUCCACCUUCUGUCCCAGAUUACAACAACACCCCCAUGGAGACCUGAUUACAUCUGAUCUUGCGCGUUGUUCUCGGAAAGGAAACCUCGGGACCCUCAGAUACAGUGUUGUGGUUUGUUGUGGGAGGGUUUUAGAUGAUGAAAUGUGCAAUAACAAUGCUGUACGAAAGAAGACGAAACAUUUUAUGCACCAGAAUUUUUAUGUACAUAUUGCAGUUUCGACAUGUGCGCACAUAUCUAUAUGUUAUUCCGAUGUAUAUAUAUAAAAGUAGGUUAUCAAUUGAAAGCAUACGUAUUUGCAAGAGAAUUGAGGUUCUUAUGUCGCACAAUGCACUGCAACGUUGAUAUUAUGCGAUGGUUGAAUGAAGAUAUUUGGAGAGUUUUGUUGGAAAUCUAAUGAUUUUUACAUUGUGCCUUCUUGAAAAGCCAAAGAAUUUGGUGAUUUAUUAGCCUCAUAACCUUUUUUUAAAGUUGCUGUUUUUCCUCCUUUUUUAUCUUGCUGUUCAUUUAUGUCCUUUUAUUCUUGCAUCCUGAGGGGCAUGUGUUUUAGAAAUUGUCUUCUGUU